UAUAAGUCGUGAGUUAUCGGGACGCCACCCUUUGAGAGUACGAAGUGUGUGAAGAGGAGGCCGCGAAACCCUCAGAACUCUCUCUCAGCCGCAGAAACACCGCCGCCGCUGACGUCCAGUGAGGAUUAGUAGCCAAUGGGGGCGGCGAUACUGUCGGACCUCCUGACCGAGAUCCUGAUACCGGUGGCAGCCGUCGUCGGGAUCGCCUUCGCGCUGGUGCAGUGGGUGCUGGUCUCCAAGGUGAGCCUCUCGCCGGAGAAGCCGGCCGGCAGCAGGGAUGGGGUCUCCGAUUACCUCAUUGAGGAGGAGGAAGGGCUCAAUGAUCACAACGUCGUCGUGAAGUGCGCCGAGAUCCAGACCGCCAUAUCGGAAGGAGCAACUUCAUUCCUUUUCACAGAAUACCAGUAUGUUGGAAUCUUCAUGGUUGCUUUUGCUGUCCUGAUCUUCCUCUUUCUUGGUUCUGUGGAAGGCUUUAGCACAAAAGCACAGCCUUGCACGUAUAGCAAGGAUAAAUAUUGCAAACCAGCACUUGCAAAUGCUGGCUUCAGUACUAUCUCCUUCUUGCUUGGUGCAAUUACCUCCCUGGUUUCUGGUUUUCUUGGGAUGAAAAUUGCAACCUAUGCAAACGCAAGAACAACUCUAGAAGCUAGGAAAGGUGUUGGAAAAGCUUUCAUUACUGCUUUUCGGUCUGGUGCAGUCAUGGGCUUUUUGCUUGCAGCAAAUGGCUUGUUGGUCCUCUAUAUUGCUAUCAACUUAUUCAAACUGUACUAUGGUGAUGACUGGGAAGGUCUUUUUGAGUCUAUUACUGGUUAUGGUCUUGGUGGCUCUUCCAUGGCUCUUUUUGGUAGAGUAGGGGGUGGCAUCUACACAAAAGCUGCUGAUGUUGGUGCUGAUCUUGUUGGCAAGGUUGAAAGGAACAUUCCUGAAGAUGAUCCUAGAAACCCAGCUGUGAUUGCUGACAAUGUGGGAGACAAUGUUGGGGAUAUUGCUGGGAUGGGUUCUGAUCUUUUUGGCUCAUAUGCUGAAUCAUCAUGUGCUGCUCUCGUUGUUGCCUCUAUCUCUUCAUUUGGAGUCAACCAUGAUUUUACUGCAAUGUGCUACCCUUUGCUUAUCAGCUCCAUGGGAAUCAUAGUAUGCUUGAUAACUACCCUAUUUGCAACCGACUUUUUUGAGAUAAAGGUUGUGAAGGAGAUCGAACCUGCUCUAAAGAAGCAGCUCAUAAUCUCCACUGCACUUAUGACCAUUGGUAUUGCGAUUAUCAGUUGGAUAGCACUCCCAUCGACUUUCACAAUUUUCAGUUUUGGUGAGCAGAAGAAGGUCAAAAACUGGGAGUUGUUCUUCUGUGUUGCAAUUGGAUUAUGGGCUGGCCUGGUUAUUGGAUUUGUCACUGAAUACUUUACAAGCAAUGCAUAUAGCCCUGUCCAAGAUGUUGCUGAUUCCUGCCGAACUGGAGCUGCGACUAAUGUAAUUUUUGGGCUGGCUUUAGGAUACAAGUCUGUCAUUAUCCCCAUUUUUGCCAUUGCUGUCAGCAUCUUUGUUAGUUUCAGUCUUGCUGCCAUGUAUGGUAUUGCUGUUGCUGCGUUAGGCAUGCUGAGCACCAUUGCGACUGGUCUGGCCAUUGAUGCUUAUGGACCCAUCAGUGACAAUGCUGGAGGCAUUGCUGAGAUGGCUGGAAUGAGUCACAGGAUUCGAGAGAGAACAGAUGCACUUGAUGCUGCUGGCAACACCACUGCAGCCAUUGGAAAGGGCUUUGCCAUAGGUUCAGCUGCCUUGGUGUCUCUGGCACUCUUUGGUGCCUUUGUGAGCCGAGCAGCGAUCUCCACAGUUGAUGUUCUGACACCAAAAGUGUUCAUCGGGUUAAUCGUUGGUGCCAUGCUUCCUUACUGGUUCUCAGCCAUGACCAUGAAGAGUGUUGGCAGUGCAGCUCUAAAAAUGGUGGAGGAGGUCCGCAGGCAGUUCAACACUAUACCAGGGCUUAUGGAAGGCACCGCUAAACCUGAUUACGCCACCUGCGUAAAGAUCUCCACAGAUGCCUCGAUCAAAGAGAUGAUUCCUCCCGGCGCUUUGGUGAUGCUUACCCCCCUCAUCGUUGGAACCUUCUUUGGUGUGGAAACCCUAUCCGGGGUUCUUGCUGGUUCUCUUGUUUCUGGGGUUCAGGUAUGCAAUAACUUACUUGCUGUAACCUUCUUUGGUGUGGAAACCCUAUCCGGGGUUCUUGCUGGUUCUCUUGUUUCUGGGGUUCAGAUUGCUAUCUCUGCAUCCAAUACUGGUGGCGCAUGGGACAAUGCUAAGAAGUAUAUUGAGGCUGGGGCAUCGGAGCAUGCAAGGAGCCUUGGCCCUAAGGGAUCUGAUCCCCACAAAGCUGCAGUUAUUGGUGACACCAUUGGGGACCCUCUCAAGGAUACGUCCGGUCCGUCACUCAACAUUCUUAUCAAGCUAAUGGCCGUGGAAUCGCUCGUGUUCGCACCAUUCUUUGCAACUCAUGGUGGUCUCCUGUUCAAGAUCUUCUAACUCUUACGAUACUUGUUCUUCAGAGUUCUCUGAUCUCCAUCACAUACCUUCCUCGCCUUUUGUUCGGUUGAUGCUUGACGACGACGAUCAUUUUAAUUUUGUGGUGUAAUGACAGUGAACAUUCUUGA
Molecule: messenger RNA, 2639 nt
Organism: Musa acuminata AAA Group (dessert banana)
Lineage: Eukaryota; Viridiplantae; Streptophyta; Magnoliopsida; Zingiberales; Musaceae
Product: pyrophosphate-energized vacuolar membrane proton pump-like
Exons: 8
Coding region: 136-2511 (791 amino acids)
Biological process (GO): proton transmembrane transport
Cellular component (GO): membrane
Molecular function (GO): diphosphate hydrolysis-driven proton transmembrane transporter activity; inorganic diphosphate phosphatase activity
Source: RefSeq, a predicted model, not a curated record